GUCGAGGAGAAGUGACUUAAUACGGAAAUCGAAAACGGAAGAAAGCAUAAGGAGAAAAAAUGUUUAAAAAUUCCAAAAGUGCUUGGAUAUGUGUUCUGAUGUGUCUUGGCUCUCCAGCCUGGGGAAGUUUCCAUCAUGGUCCAUCGGCGGUGGGUGUACCCGUGGGUGUUCCUGUUCCAGUGCCAGUUCCGGUGCCCUCUCCAUAUCCGGUUCCAUCGCUAGUGGCUGUUCCCGCUCCAGUGGCAGUUCCCGUUUCCGAUACUGUGACAAUCCCAGCGGUUUAUAACGCCCAUCAGGCAUUUGCCUAUGGAACGGAAGAGCAUUAUGCUCCUGCUCCUCCACCGAUCUUUAAAUAUUCAUCAUCAUAUGCUGCCCCUCAGCCAGUCAUCAAAUACUCCUUGGGAGCUCCAGUGACCACUACUACCACCACAUAUACGGGAUUUGCUGCACCACCAACGUCUCAUUUUGCAGCAGCACCACCAGUUCAAUUUGCAGCACCACCUCCACCACAAUUCCUAACGAGAUAUGCUGCCCCGCCCACUGGUUACCAGUUUGCAGCCGCCCCCUCUUUCGGAAGAUACAAACUCCACUUUGGAGCACCACCACCACCAUCAUAUCAUCAUUCUCCGGCUGCUGUUUAUGGAGCUCCCCCAGCAACAUUUAACACUCAGGGCUGGUAACUCAUGAAAACCCCAGAUGGGCCCCUCAUUAUGCUCAUUAUGCAUAACUAUGAAUGAUAAUUUCCUCAAAUUAGCAAUUAAUUAAAUCUAAAUAAUGUUGUUAUGUUUCGUAUUAUCCGCGACUCGUGAAUUUAUGCGAAGAACGCGGAGCGUAUCGAUUUAAUUAUGCUUAUAUCAAAAACCCAUAAAUAAUUCAGACGUUUUCAUGGCUUUGAGCUAUCUUUUGGCUCCGCCAAUUUUGGUCAAAGGCGAGGCAUUGAGA
Molecule: messenger RNA, 942 nt
Organism: Drosophila suzukii
Lineage: Eukaryota; Metazoa; Arthropoda; Insecta; Diptera; Drosophilidae
Source: RefSeq, a predicted model, not a curated record